Molecule: messenger RNA, 1059 nt
Organism: Colletotrichum truncatum
Lineage: Eukaryota; Fungi; Ascomycota; Sordariomycetes; Glomerellales; Glomerellaceae
Product: aldehyde reductase
Molecular function (GO): oxidoreductase activity, acting on the CH-OH group of donors, NAD or NADP as acceptor
Source: RefSeq, a predicted model, not a curated record
AUGACUAACGUCGAAGACCGAGCUAUUCCACGAGGCUCUACUGUCCUUGUUACGGGCGUCAACGGCUUCAUCGCAUCGCACGUGGCCGAUCAGUUUAUCCAACAAGGAUACAAGGUCCGCGGAACGGUUCGCGACGCAAAGAAGAACGCCUGGCUCAAUACCUAUUUUGAUACGACCUAUGGCAAAGGUCAUUUUGAGUUGGUCUCCGUUCCUGACAUGAUGGUUGAGGAUGCUUUUGAAGAAGCCGUCAGAGGUGUAACGGCCUUCGUCCAUGUUGCUUCUGUGGUUAACUUGAACCCUGAUGCGAGCAAAGUCAUUCCAGCCGCCGUCACCGCCACAGAAGUCGCCAUCAAGGCUGCUUUUAGGGAGUCUAGCGUAAAACGCUUUGUGCUUACUUCUUCGUCCUUUGCGGCCGUUCCCAGCGGUCCUUUCCAAGAGCCGUUUAUGGGUUCAAAAGGUGUUCCCAUUGCUGAGGAGUCUUGGAACUCACAAACCGUCGAUUUAGCUUGGAAAGCUGGCCCCUGGGGUCCAGAGCAUGGCGGUAUUGUUUACAUGGCCAGCAAAGUUGAGCAGGAGCGGGCUGCGUGGAAGUAUUAUAAAGAAAACCAAACAAGACGUCCUGACCUUGUCGUAAACACUGUCCUUCCUGAUUUCAACAUAGGGAAAAGCCUUGAUCCAGUGAACCAAGGCUACCCGUCAACUUCCGGAUUAAUCAGAAGCUUUAUGAACGGCAAUCGCACUCCUCUUGGCCUUUCAUUACCACAGUGCUUUAUCGAUGUCCAAGAUGACGCUCUUUUGCACGUUGCUGCAGCUAUACUUCCUGACGUGAAGGGAGAGCGCGUGUUUGGCUUCGCAGAAUCUUUUAAUUACGACAGGAUUUUGGAUAUCCUUCGAAGGCAGAACCCUGGAAGGAAAUUUCAUGAAAACUAUUCUGACGGCGAAUAUCCCUUUGUUAUUAAGCCCAGGGGGCGCGCCGAAGAGCUACUUCGCAGGCUUGGAAAAUCCGGCUGGACCUCAUUAGAGGAGAGCUUAUUGCUAAACACUAAGGACGCCGAGUAG